Diabrotica balteata is the source of this 2109-nucleotide messenger RNA. NCBI's taxonomy places the organism in Eukaryota, Metazoa, Arthropoda, Insecta, Coleoptera, Chrysomelidae. The record is from the annotation of a GenBank genome assembly.
CGUGGUUCAGGUUCUCGGUUCUCUAGUCCCCACUAUUGUCAGCUGAUGCGAUUUAAUUCAGUUGUUUGUGAGUGUUGGUGAGGCCGGUUUGACGAUGAUAAGAUCAACAGUAUCACCUGUAGCUAACCUUCUACGAAGGAGCUAUUCCAACGUAGCACCUACCACAAAAUUAUUCGUCGAUGGAAAAUUCGUAGACUCAAAAACCACGGAAUGGAUCGACUUACAUGACCCAGCCACCAACAAUGUGGUCACCAAAGUUCCCAAGACCACACCUAGCGAAAUGGAAGCUGCUGUUGAAUCGUCGAAAAACGCCUUCAAGAGUUGGAGUCAAACGUCCGUUUUAACCAGGCAACAAUUGAUGUUAAAACUCCAAGCUGUCGUUAGAAGGGACCUCAAAAAAAUAGCACAGAACAUCACUUUGGAACAAGGAAAGACGUUGGUAGAUGCUGAGGGUGAUGUUACAAGAGGAUUACAGGUCAUUGAACACGCCUGUGCUGCCGGAACUCUCCUCCAAGGCGAAUCUCUCCAAAACAUCUCUAAGGAUAUGGAUGUAGUCUCGUAUAAACUUCCGUUAGGAGUAACAGCAGGUAUCUGCCCUUUCAAUUUCCCCGCUAUGGUACCUCUUUGGAUGAUACCUUUAGCUCUGAUUACUGGAAACACCAUGAUUAUGAAACCCUCAGAGCGGGAUCCUGGUGCGACCAUGUUAAUAGCUGAGCUCCUUAACGAAGUUGGAUGUCCACCAGGUGUAGUUAAUGUCAUUCAUGGAGCCCAUCAGGCAGUAGACUUCAUUUGCGAUAACAAAGAUAUCAAAGCGAUCAGCUUUGUCGGAUCUGAUGUAGCCGGAAAGUAUAUUUAUUCCAGAGGAACUGCCAAUGGAAAGAGAGUCCAGUCAAACAUGGGCGCUAAAAAUCAUGCUGUUAUUCUGCCAGAUGCUCACAAAGAAUCUGCAUUGGACCAAAUCGUCGGCGCAGCCUUCGGAGCAGCUGGACAAAGAUGUAUGGCUCUCAGCGUAGUAAUUUUGGUCGGCGAAGCUCAACAAUGGAUUCCUGACUUAGUUGCUAAAGCUAAACAACUGAAGGUAAAUGCUGGACAUGAACCAGGAACUGAUGUUGGACCUGUCAUCAGCCCUCAAGCUAAAGAAAGAAUCUUGCGAUUGGUAGCAAAAGGUAUUGAACAGGGUGCCAAAUGUGCAUUGGACGGAAGAAACAUCAAAGUAGAGAAAUAUCCAAACGGAAACUUCGUAGGUCCAACAAUCCUGACAGACGUCCAAACCAACCAAGAAUGUUACAAAGAAGAAUUAUUUGGGCCUGUUCUUUGUGUUAUGUCUGCAGACACCCUGGAUGAUGCUAUCAAAAUUAUUAACGCCAAUCCUUACGGAAACGGAACUGCCAUUAUGACAACCAACGGAAACCAUGCGAGACAGUUCGUACACGAAACCGAUGUUGGUCAGGUUGGAGUGAACGUACCCAUACCAGUUCCACUACCGAUGUUCAGUUUCACCGGAUCCAGAGGCAGUUUCCACGGAGAUCUCCACUUCUACGGCAAACAAGGAUUAAACUUCUACACUCAGACCAAGACUGUAACUUCUUUAUGGAGAAAAGGACAAGUAGACUCUAGACCAUCAGUCAACAUGCCUGUCCAGAGCUAAACAAGAUCAACGAUGAUAUUUUUAGCUGUAAGGUCCAGAGAAAUUUGUCAGAUUUAUAUAGGUAUGAUAAUAUGGACUCGAAAAUAUUGUCGCUGGUAGUUAAAGUUGGAAUCAGUUGGAUUAAGUUAGGUGAAUCCGGAUUAGGUGUUGCUGAUAUGUCUUUAAAAAAUACAGACCUUUAUAAAUCUGAUAAAUUAUGUAAAAGCAUUUCAGUUGUAAAUUAAGACCAAAGUAUUAAUUUUCUUAUCGCGUAAUUGUCUUUCCUACCAUCGAAAUUUCCUACCGAUGUAAAUAUGAUGCAAACUUAAUUUUUAUAAAUUUAUUCAGAAACCAUAUGAUAAUUUGCAUUUACAUAACUUUUUGUAUGUUACAGUGAUGUCUGAGUCACUAAACUUUCGUGUUUUAACGAUAAAAGCGCUGCAAAUGUUAUUUUGUAUUGUUUUAAAUAAAGUUACUCAAAA